Molecule: messenger RNA, 3651 nt
Organism: Schistosoma guineensis
Lineage: Eukaryota; Metazoa; Platyhelminthes; Trematoda; Strigeidida; Schistosomatidae
Source: the annotation of a GenBank genome assembly
AUGGAUUACGCCAAACUUAGUAGCUAUCGACACGCCGAUCCUUUAAAAGUGCGUCAAGUUUGGGAUGCUUUUGGUGUACUUAAAUCCCACCGACUAGCAGUACCAGCAGACAAAAUUAGCAAAAUUCUUCGCAAAACAUUGGAUCUAAAAGAUGAUCAAAUAAGGUUACUCCUUGAUGAAAUUGAAGGUGAUGGAUUAAUUGAAAAAAUAGAGCCUCCGUUCGGUAAAAAUGGUAUGGUUCGUUACCAGCUUCCUGACUUUUCAAAACAGCAUCCUAGAGGCAAACAUGAUUGGUAUUGCUUCCAGUGCCAUAGACCUGGUGAAGUUUUACGCUGUCUUGAUUGUUUCCGUGUAUAUCAUUCUGAUUGUGUUCAAGAAGCAUCUGGUCCUAAUAGUCCAUCAAGAAAGUCUGUGCGUUCACCAACUCUUCAUGAUGGGCAGGAAGAUAAUUUUACUUGUCCUGUAUGCGAAUCUCGACCGAAAUGUGAAUUCUCCCGCAAGCAGAUAAGGAAGCUAUUGGAAUUUGCAACCCAUCAAUUGAGGAAGCAGCCAUUGUGGAAAACAUUUAUUCAAGUUGGGUAUAAAGGUGAAAUAACAAAAAAUGAGUACCUUGUGUAUAAGUACACUGAUCUAGAGUUAUUGCAACGCAAGAUAAAAGAUGGUCGGUAUGCUGCUUUAGAGGAAUUUUCUAUGGAUGUACAAUUGCUUGUUCAUGAUGUCUGCAUUCUUCAUGGCCCUUAUAGUAAUCAAGCCGAUGAGAUACGAUUUUUCUUUCGAUCUGUUAAUACAGAAUUAAAUGAAAUCCAAUUAUGUACUGACUGUUAUAUCAACGCUAAGGCUCGUGUUACAGACUGGAUUAGUAAACCCUGCAAACCACGUCAUGAAUUGAUAUGGGCACGCAAUCGCACAUCAGCAGGGGCUGGCUUGUUCAACGAUACUUCAGUCUCUCAAUUCUAUUGGCCUGCAAAAGUUUUGUUGGAACGCGAUGACGGAUAUGAGAUACGCUUCUUUGGAGGCUCCCAUGAGCGGAUGUUCGUAAAGAAAGCCCAUACUCGUGCUUUUCACCUCCCAGCUGAUGAAGUUGGUGUACUUCGACGUUCAAACGCGACAGGUGCGAUCUCAGGUGGAGGAUUUGAACGAGCUUGGAAUGAAGUUAGUAAAUUACAAGCUAACAUCGAUAGUGGAUAUUACACACAUUCUUCUGGUGAAAGCGAUCUUCCCCCAUCUGAUGAUGAAUACUCUGACGAAAUGUAUCUUGGUCCACGGCGUAAAACCGUCAUCCAGAGCCAACGUUCACAUCGUGCAGAUAGUCCUAGAUCGUCUCUUACUUCUGGUAAUACCAAGGCUAACAAAAGGAGGCGUCACACGUCUUCAAGCAGUCAUCAAACGACUACUAGUGAUACUCCUACUGGUGGCUCACCCACUCGUGAUGUCUCACCAUGUACUCAUGGUGGCAAGCACUUCAGAACCCAUGGUCUCUUGCUUAAUUCACACACCGAUCUUACUGACAAAAGAUUGGCGAGUAAUCGUCUUCCAAUGCCGGUUGUUCAACCCGGUACUCCGGGCGCUGCAGCUAUAUCCGCCUUAGCAGAGACAAAAGCAGCUAUGGCAGCUGCAGUUGGGUCUGGUCGUAGGCCUGCUGGAUCCUUUACUGCUGACCUCUUAUCUUUAACUCAUCGUGAGCAUGAUAAACCUUAUCGAAAACAAUCAAAAGAAAAUCAUUCAAACGUUCCGAUACGUGGUCAACGGGGUCGAGGGAGACCCCCUCUCCGAGAUAGCAAGGGAAGACCUAUUCGGCGGCGUAAAUACCGAAGUUCGUCUUCAUCAUCCCAUUCUUCAGAUAGCCCAUCUUCAUCUGUUUCAUCAGGUUCCUUGUCAGGAGUAGAUGUUCCUUGCACCGCAAAUAAUAGUUCUCAAAACAACUGGUGUUCUAAUUCCUCUACUGAUUGGAAAGUUAAAAAGACUGAAAUGCCACGUCGUGGACGUCCACCUAAAUCUAGAGGUCGUGUAAAAGCUGUUAACGAUGUUGUUCGUUCACGUUGGUGUUCACCAACAGCUGAGAGUUCAGAUGCUGAAGGCAAUUCAGAAUUGUGGACGAAAUCGGGUUCUUCAAAUGUUAUAAAACCUAGUCCAACUCGAGGACGACCGAAGUUAGCUGCCUCAAAUAGCUCUCUUAAUCGUAUUGAAGGUGCUAAAAGAAAACGGUUAACGAUUCCAAAUAAAACUUCGACUCAAGAUACAGCGAAUUCCGGAGGUAAACGUUCUAAAAGGUAUUCCAAACAAAUGGAUAGUUUUGGUAAUGUUCGAGAUGAAGAUGACGAGCUAACUGACCGAUGUGAUUCUCCCAUUGGAAACGACAGUCAGAAUUUGAGGCACUCGAAUAACUAUCGUUGGCAUUCGCAUCAUUCAUCAAGUGUUUACAACACAUCGGGUACACCUGUUUCUUCAAUGAGAAAAUCUGGAACUAAUGAUUCGAGUAUCCAUAAAACAUCACCAUCUAAGAAGGCAUCUACUGCUAAACAGCGUUCUUCUCAUUCUAGCAAUUAUAGUACAUGCUCUUCACCCUCUUCUUCUGAUAUGGAUAACAACGAUGAAAGUGGACGCAGACAUCGUAAUAUUGUCAAAGUUGACGAUGAAGAUGAUGACCGUAGAUUCCGUAGUCCAACUCGUAGUGGUUCAAGCAACAAGGAUAGAACUUCUGGAGCAAGCAGUACAAUGUUACGUCGACCACCAUUCGCUCCUCCUUUGAGUACAUCUGGAUCCAUUAGUAAUUUGAACGCUACUAAUGAUCGAAACAGUCUAUCUACUGCUACAAACUUAUUUUCUAAUACUGGCCAAAAUCUUUUUUCUCCAUGCAAUGAUUCUGUUGUUACAAUAAAUUCUUCAGUGAAUUCAGGAACUUCAUCCACUAAUAACAGACUAAGUGGUUCCGUUCAUCCUACUACAUCUAAUGCUAAUCUUUCUUCACAUUUUAUAUCUUCAGGUGCCUUGUCUAGCAAUUCAAAUAAUGUUGCCACUACUCCCGGAAUGUCUACUCUCCCACGUUCACACUUACCGCCAAAUAAACGUGCUGCUGCUGCAGCUACAGCAGCAGCUCUAAACAGAGACUCAGUUGGAGGAGGAGUAAAUGAUGUUUCAAAUGAAACUAAUCAACGUCAAGCUUCUGUGAAAAGUCCUGAAUUUUCUGUGACAUCCUCUCCGAGAAAACAACUUCAUAAAGGAAUCCAGACCCCAGCCAGUAUGGAAAUACCGAUAUUAUCUCAACAACCAUGUUCACAGUGUAAAGAACGUGAAGCAGAACGGUUGGCUGCAGCUAAUGAUACUAAAAGAGCUUUGCGAGAACUUGAAGAAAAACUCAUAGCUCAAUUUAAAGAAGAGAAAGCUACCGCUUUACAUUCAGCUCUUGAACAAGCUCAAGCCAGUGCUCGUGAGGCUAUUGAACAUGAACGUAAAUUAGCUCAUGAUACUUUGGAAGCUGCUGAGGCAAGAUUUGCAGAAGUUAUUGUUCAGACUAAACGUCGACAGUGGUGUCGUAAUUGUCUUAUAGAGGCUAUCUAUCAUUGUUGUUGGAAUACUUCGUACUGUAGUACACAAUGCCAACAGGAACAUUGGCAAAAAGAACAUAAACGUCAGUGUCGUAGAAAACGAUGA